AUGCGCUCUUCAUCGUCGCUGAACUCGAAUCCUUUCAUCACCUCUCCAUUGUCGGCUUCUACCUCCUCGUCCCCUUCGUCCCAUAAACACACAAACGCACACUCGACACCGUCAUCCACCUCGAGCUCAGACUCAUACGACGGAGUAUUCGCGACGGUUUUCCCGACUUUGGUGCAGUCAGUGGCUCGGAAGCUGACUAACACCCCGACAGCGAGUGGCACCGCGAGGAAACGCGGUGGUUUGACGCGUUCGAGUAGUUCGCCAUCUACAGUAUCCUCACUAUGUGUGCAGCAAAGUGACCAUUCCGGAGCACGGACGUCGCAGAAACGCACGUUGAAGCGGGUCGCGAGUAUGCACUCUAUGGAUGUUGACAUGGACGAAAAUAACAGCAAUGCGUCUAUGGAGGUUGAUAGCGAUGAUCAGAGUCUGGCAGGACAAAGACAAGGCAAGGGCAGUGAAGAUACAUUGUCGUCAGUUGAUCUCUCGCAGACAUUCCAGCCACACAUAACGUCCACCCCGCACGAUAAUCACUCUAUUGACAAGCUCCCAACUACGCCGUCCGUUUGGUCCCAGACCCAGUCUCGAUCGCGGAGUCAAUCGCAGCCACGUACAGAGUCCUCGUCUCAUCCUAGCUCUCAAUCCACCGCGUCGGCUUUCAACGACUCGAUCGUCGACUCAAAAUUUUCCCAGCUCGCAAACCAGCCGCCGAGUCAACCACAAGCGAGUCAAGGUCAAACCAGGCUGAGCCAACCAUUCCGACCUCCCCUUCCCCCCAGUCAUGUCAACGCCAGGAGAGGGGCGCCGCGAUUGGGUAUGCGACCCACAGCAGCGGCUCCAGUGCGGAGAGGAGGGUUCAAAGUGCCUUUGUUGCCCGACAAGGCGCGGAAGGCACGGCUAGAAGAGAUCCAGAGGGUCUUGGAUUCGGAUGCGAGUUCGUCGAGUCAAGGUUCGUCGAGUUCGUCAAGUUCGGGUUCGAGUACGGGACUAUCCUCUGCGGGGUCCUCGCUGCCGUCGUCCCCAGAGAGCUGUCCAUCUCCAUCCAUCGCCACAUCGGCUACCGUGUUCAACUCGAAGUCAAAACCGAACACGGACUUGAAUCGCGCUAAGAGUUCGAUACGCUCAGAGCAGUUGGAGGAUAUGGACGAAAUGGAAGAAGGAAAUUCCUCAUUCGGGGAUAUAUCGUUCGAGCUGGAGUGGAAUGAGGAGGUGGAGAACAUGCUACGGAAGCAGGGUGUUUAA
Pleurotus ostreatus (oyster mushroom) is the source of this 1239-nucleotide messenger RNA. RefSeq lists its product as uncharacterized. Bases 1 to 1239 code for a protein of 412 amino acids. The record is from RefSeq and is a predicted model, not a curated record. Lineage: Eukaryota; Fungi; Basidiomycota; Agaricomycetes; Agaricales; Pleurotaceae. The transcript has a single exon.